Molecule: messenger RNA, 1468 nt
Organism: Neomonachus schauinslandi (Hawaiian monk seal)
Lineage: Eukaryota; Metazoa; Chordata; Mammalia; Carnivora; Phocidae
Gene: THOC7
Product: THO complex 7
Exons: 8
Coding region: 65-679 (204 amino acids)
Biological process (GO): mRNA export from nucleus; mRNA processing
Cellular component (GO): THO complex part of transcription export complex
Source: RefSeq, a predicted model, not a curated record
UUGACCUCCGCCGCCGCCAACCGCCGCCUCAGCUUGCGCCGCCGCCGCCGCCGCCGCGCACGCCAUGGGAGCCGUGACUGACGAUGAAGUCAUACGGAAGCGUCUCCUAAUUGAUGGAGACGGCGCUGGAGAUGAUCGGAGAAUCAAUCUGCUCGUGAAAAGUUUCAUUAAAUGGUGCAACUCCGGGUCCCAGGAAGAGGGAUAUAGCCAGUACCAACGUAUGCUGAGCACACUGUCCCAAUGUGAAUUUUCAAUGGGCAAAACUUUGCUUGUAUAUGAUAUGAAUCUCAGAGAAAUGGAAAAUUAUGAAAAAAUUUACAAAGAAAUAGAAUGUAGCAUUGCUGGAGCACAUGAAAAAAUUGCUGAGUGCAAAAAACAAAUUCUUCAAGCAAAGCGAAUACGAAAAAACCGCCAAGAAUACGAUGCUUUGGCGAAAGUGAUCCAGCACCAUCCAGACCGGCAUGAGACAUUAAAGGAACUAGAGUCUCUGGGAAAGGAACUAGAGCAUCUUUCACAUAUUAAAGAAAGUGUUGAAGAUAAGCUGGAAUUGAGACGGAAACAGUUUCACGUUCUCCUUAGUACCAUCCACGAACUUCAGCAAACGCUGGAAAAUGAUGAAAAGCUCUCAGAGGUAGAAGAAGCUCAAGAAAGCACCAUGGAAACAGAUCCUAAGCCAUAAACAGACUAAUGGUUCACCCUUCCCAAGAAGGCGGAAGUAACAACAUGCUCCUAGUGCGUUUAGAAUUUGUUGUGCUCUUGAGCUAUUUAAAGUUUUGGCAGUAGACUACUUUGCUUUUAAAUACUAAUGCACAGUUCAUUCCUAUUUCUUUACACAAAGGAAAAAAACUUCAGUAUAAAUUUGUUUGUAUUGAAAUGUCUUUUUUAUUCUUAAACUUAAAAGGUAGGAAGCGAUAUCCAAAAAUGUUUAAUAAAAUGUUUUCAAGCCAGAUAUGUUUGUGCUCAUUAGUAUUCUAGGUAGUUUUUAACUGGUAAGACUGGUUCAUUUAUAAAAUAAGUUGAAGAUUGUGAGAAAGUGGCAUUUCUAGGAUGUACGUGAAAAAAAUGAGUCAGUCUGGAAAUUGUUACCAUCUUUGAAAAUGGAGUUCAUGAAUAGGCUUCAUGAGGGCUGUGAACUUGUGAAAUUAUGUACAAAAUGUUUGUGGUAUGUGCUCAUUUGGGGAGAGGUUGCCUGAUCCUAACAAUCAGUGGUAUAAGAGGUAAUUACAAGAUGCAAAUUAAAUCAAUAUGCAUUGCCUUCUAGAUCUCUCUCCGAAAUGCUUAAGCAGGAUGGUUGUUAAAUGUUUUGAUGAUAGGUUUUCUUCUACUGUUCCAUUAUUUAGGAGUCAUUUUCAGUAGAAAAAACAUAUUGACAAAGAAAAAGUUGUCUCAGAAAAAUAGACUAUUAAGAUGGUUGGUCUUGGGGCACCUGGGUGGCUCAGUCAGUUAAGCGUCUGCCUUCGGCUCAGGU